AUGUCCAGAGGAUCCGGGGUAACCUGGCUGAAAAUGCUGGGAACUGCAAUCGUCCUCUGCGUCGGCGGUCCAGCCCUCGUCCAAGCCAUCCGCCCAACAGACGAAGAACUCUUCAAGCGCUACAAUCCCGAACUCCAAAAGCGCAGUCUGGAAGAGGGCGAUCGCCGAGCACAGGAAUUCGACGCUUAUGUCAAUCGGCUAAAGGAGUGGUCCAAGUCGGAUAAGUCGAUCUGGUUCGCCGCAAAGGAGCAAGAGCAGCAACGAACGCAGCAGGCGGUUGAUACGCCGCGGACAAAGGCGAAUGAUGAAGCGAGGAUACAGCGCGAGGAGAUGCGGAGGGAGUUGUUGGGUGAGAAAUAG
Messenger RNA from Aspergillus chevalieri, 360 nucleotides. RefSeq lists its product as uncharacterized. NCBI's taxonomy places the organism in Eukaryota, Fungi, Ascomycota, Eurotiomycetes, Eurotiales, Aspergillaceae. The transcript is spliced from 3 exons. The coding region runs from base 1 to 360 and encodes 119 amino acids. Gene Ontology annotation, biological process: mitochondrial respiratory chain complex III assembly. The record is from RefSeq and is a predicted model, not a curated record. Gene Ontology annotation, cellular component: mitochondrial membrane.